UAAUUUUUUGUACCUGCCGUCCGAGACGUCAUCGUACGUGCCCUCACCCAGCGACGCUAGCACUGCCCAUGCCCCACCAGCUCACCUUCAAUUGAGUACCGAUCUUCGUCGCUCCUACUCACAACACACCAACUACCUACAUCGUCGCACUGUCCAUAUACACCGCAAAUCACGCUCCACGGGGACCGACGAUCUCACGUGCAUCACUCACCAUAUCGCCCCACCCUGGAGGCAUUCACGUGCAAGCAAACAGUCAAAACACCCAGCCGCCACGCACUGCCCCCGCAAUCAUGACCGCACAAUCGCCGUUGCACUCGCCCUCAUCGCACCUUGAGAGGCCAAGAGGCAUCUUGAAGAACUCUAGCUCGUAUCGUUCCAGCUCGCAGAGCUCCCCGCCCGCCGAUGCUGCGAUCAGCCCCAUCUCCGAACGCCCCCCACUUGGACGCGAGAAGUCGGAGAAGGAGAUCGUCCUCGAGAACACUUUGCACAAUGCUGGCCAAGGCCACCGCCGCUCGUCAUCGAAUCCUCGUGGCUCGAUUUCGCGACGUCAGUCGGGUGCCAGCCCCCACCCUGACGAGAUCAGCCCCCAGCUCAAGUGGGACGAGGCGAACCUGUACAUCAACGAGCAGAAUCGCGACAGCACGAUGAAGAUCGAUGAGCCAAAGACGCCCUACGCCAAGCAGUACGACCCCGCCGAGGAUGAGGAGGAGGUCGAGAUGCUCGACGCUAGCGAACUGAACGUUGAUGAGUUGGACACGAAGCCGAAGCGCAAGGGCAAAGUGGAAGAUAUUCCUGAAUUCGACCUUGGAGAGCCGGAGUUGCGAGCACGACGCGAAUCCCAGACGCCGGAAAGCGAGAGACGCGUCUUGGUCGAUCCUGAGGAGGACAAGGGCUACCACGGCGAGCUGCCUCCCAACGCUACACAGGAGGAGAAGGAGAAGCACCGCAAAUUUGAGGAACUGCGAAAGAAGCACUACGAGAUGAGGAAUGUCAAGGAUCUGCUUGGUCACGCCGAGGACGAUGACGAUGAUGAGGCGCCGCCAACUAUGCCCAACGGUCAGCGCCCUUCGUAGCGGCAGCGAUUUUUCUUUCAAUGAGAUGGUACACGACGCGACGAACGAACGAACGAACAUUUCUUUUGUGAGAGCUAUGGGCGAAUUGGCGGCAUCAUGGUGGAGUUAGCAGGGAUCUUCGCACAUAAGUUGUUUCUUCCUAGAUUGCAAUGUCGGCACAUUGGAACGAUCAAUCAUGGUUUUUGCAUGCUAGCUAGAUGAAUCUUACGAUUGCUUCUCGCGCAACAAGUGAUUGGAUCGAGAUGAAUGUGGUGUUGAUACUAGACCCAGUCUCCGCGCACAGUGGAGACUUGACGGCACAAGCGAU
Didymella exigua CBS 183.55 is the source of this 1380-nucleotide messenger RNA. RefSeq lists its product as uncharacterized. Bases 291 to 1073 code for a protein of 260 amino acids. The record is from RefSeq and is a predicted model, not a curated record. Gene Ontology annotation, molecular function: protein phosphatase inhibitor activity. NCBI's taxonomy places the organism in Eukaryota, Fungi, Ascomycota, Dothideomycetes, Pleosporales, Didymellaceae. Gene Ontology annotation, biological process: regulation of signal transduction. The transcript is spliced from 3 exons.